AUCCCCAUAAAUUGUUCGACCGCACACCAAAUUAAAUCACACAAAGACUGACCGUCGUUGAGGUUGGUUUGAUAUUUAUUUUUUUGCUCGCAUUGUACCCCGAACAGAAAACGUUAGCUAAAAUCAAGUGAUUAUAUUUUGGUGUGUUGUGAAUUCGAAUUUUUUUUUUCUUGUGUCCGAUAAGUUUCUGACAUCGAAACAAAAUGAUGUGUUUCAAAGUCGCGUUGUUAUUUUUUGCUUGCGUUAGCAUCGGUUCGGCUGUCAAAUUAGAGGAAAAAUUCCGAUGGAAAGAAGUUUCGUAUGCGUGGCCAUCAGACGCAGCCAAAGAAGAAGCUAUUACCGGCAAACGAUACGUACCCGAGAAUAAUUUGCUGCUCGGGCUAGACGUGCAUAAAGAUAGGUUAUUCAUCACGGUUCCAAGAUGGAAGUCUGGAGUUGCAUCAUCAUUGAAUUAUGUCAAAGUGUCGAGCGUAGAGGCAAGUCCGGUAUUGGUGCCGUAUCCAAGCUGGGAAGCAAACACCAUUGAAGCUGAUGUAUCACAAGGGCAAGACCGUUUGGGUGGCCGUGCCGAUGCUCCCGAAGCAAAAGUCGUCGACGGACAACUCCGGGAUAAUUCGUCAAUUAUAUCGACAUUCCGUAUUCAAGUUGAUGAAUGCGAUCGAUUGUGGGUAAUGGAUACUGGUUUGGCCGAUAUCUUGGGCAGUCCCAAACAGAUUGCACCACCCGCAUUGGUAAUUUUCGACUUAAACACUGAUACACUAAUUAGACGAUACACAUUCACAUCAAGCGACCUCGGCCAUAAUAGUUUCCUUGCAAAUGUGAUUGUCGAUGUGCCGAAGCAUGAAUGUGGCAAUGCAUAUGCGUAUGUUCCAGAUUUGGGUGGUUAUGGUGUCGUCGUUUAUUCAUUUAAAGAUAAUAAAUCGUGGCGUGUUAAGCACAAUUUCUUCCAUUUCGACCCAUUGAACGGUGACUUUAAUGUUGGAGGUGUGAAUUUCCAAUGGACCGACGGAGUGUUUGGCAUGGCUUUGGGCAAACCAUCGAGCGAAGGCUCUCGUACCGUGUACUUCCAUGCAUUGGCCUCUACGAAAGAGUUCUCUGUACCAAAUUUCGUGCUACAAAAUGAGACACGUGCAACGAGUUCAGAUGCUUAUUAUGACUACUCAUUGGUUGGUGACCGUGGUUCGAAUGGACAAGCAACAGCGGAAGCAUUGCAUGAAAAAACAAACGUUUUGUUCUACACACAAGUGAAUAAAGACGGUGUCGGUUGCUGGAAAGCAGACAAACCAUUCAAUCCAGACACACAAGGUCUUGUCGAUUCCGAUUCCGCUGCGUUGGUCUUCCCAAACGAUUUGAAAAUCGAUGGAGAUGAUAAUUUAUGGAUCUUAUCCGACCGUUUGCCCGUGUUCAUGUACAAAAAAUUAAAUCCGGAUGAAUUUAACUACCGCAUUUUGAAGGGCAAAGUCAAUGAUUUGAUCUUGGGCACACCAUGCGAAUAGAAGAAGAAGAAGAAUAAAAAAAACAGCGAACAAACAAACACAUGCGUACCAAUAUACCAUUUCCGAUUCUCAAUCUUUGGUUCAUUUUUUUUUCUGUUUAGUAUUCAUAUUCAGUGCUGCGUGAUUUUGAUCGAAAAAUUCGAUUUUAUGUUGUUGUUUUUUUUAUUAAAAAUGAGAUAUUUGCGAUGCAGUAUGUAUACAAAAUUAUUGAUCUAUGGCAUAUAAACGUAUAUAAACAAUGUUAUAAUAUCAAUAAAAGCAUAAAAGGAAAAAAA
Molecule: messenger RNA, 1771 nt
Organism: Sitodiplosis mosellana (orange wheat blossom midge)
Lineage: Eukaryota; Metazoa; Arthropoda; Insecta; Diptera; Cecidomyiidae
Product: protein yellow-like
Exons: 5
Coding region: 204-1496 (430 amino acids)
Cellular component (GO): extracellular region
Source: RefSeq, a predicted model, not a curated record